Molecule: messenger RNA, 573 nt
Organism: Botrytis byssoidea
Lineage: Eukaryota; Fungi; Ascomycota; Leotiomycetes; Helotiales; Sclerotiniaceae
Exons: 4
Coding region: 1-573 (190 amino acids)
Source: RefSeq, a predicted model, not a curated record
AUGGUGAAAAUCGUACUUGCUGGAGGCGCUGGAAAUGUUGGACGGGAAGUUCUGGAGGCACUUUUAGUCGAGGGAAAACAUAAGAUCAAAGUAUUUUCCCGAAAAGAAGUUCCAGACUUAGCUAGUCAGGAAGUUACAGUAGAUAUCGUAGAUUGUUUAGAUAAAGCAGCACUUGUGCAUGCACUUGAAGAAGUCGACACCGUUCUCUCAUUUAUCAUUACAUUCAAUGAUCCAAAUAAUCAAUCUCAGACAAAUCUCAUUGAUGCAUGCAUCGAAGCCGUCGUUCGUCGGUUCGCACCCAGUGAGUGGGCUACCAGAAGUCAUUGUGGAAUGCCUGCAUAUGAGGGAAAAGAUCAAAUUUUGGAAUUCACUUUAUUUCAGUGUGGAUUGUUCUUGAAUUAUUUCAGUUACCCACAUCCCACGGCGAAAUUUAUGCAAAUAUUUCCAAUGCCAAUAGAUGUUGAGAAUUGCAGAGCUAUUAUUCAUAAGGAUACAAAUGCCAGAAUCACUUUGACCUCCGUGCAAGAUUUGGCAAGAAUUGUCACAAAGGCAGUAGACUAUGAAGGCGCAUGA